AUAAUAAUAAUAUAUGCUUUUCUAUUGGUUUUGUCAGUAGAGUUUUCUGUGGCGCUGCAGGUGGCCCGCCAUGACGUCGGAGGGACGCUGCUGGGAAACUCUAAGGGCGCUGCGCAAUUCCAGCAAAGGCCGCCUGCCUUACCACCGCGAGUGGCUGGUGCACUACGAGGAUGUUUUGGAAGAAUGCACAUCUCUCCCAAAACUAUCUUCUUACUCUGGAUGGGUGGUAGAUCACAUCCUACCCAACACCUCACCCUACAUGCAAGAGAACUCUCCUUCCUCUGAAUGUUCACCAUCCUCUGGAUCUACUUCAGGCCUGGGCCAAUCCUCACUCCUUAAGUCUCCUGUCAGAAGCACUCCAGAAUCCUCCUCACCUUCACCAAAUGGAACCAAGAUCACACAUGAGUGCCAGCGCACAGAACCUAUUGCACUUCUGUCCUCCCGAGCAAUCAAAGUGGAAGGCUGCAUCCGAAUGUACGAAUUGGCGCACAGAAUGAGAGGAACAGAGGGCCUGAGGCAGAGGCAGGAGGAGCAGGAGAGGAAGGUGCGAGCCCUCUCAGAGAUGGCAUCUGAACAACUGAAGAGGUUUGAUGAGCUGAAGGAACUGAAGCUGCAUAAGGAAUUCCAGGACUUACAGGAAGUGAUGGAGAAGAGUACCAGAGAAGCCCUGGGCCACCAGGAGAAGCUAAAAGCUGAGCAUCGCCACAGAGCCAAGAUUCUCAACCUGAAGCUUCGAGAGGCAGAGCAACAGCGUGUGAAGCAGGCAGAGCAGGAGCAGCGUCGGAAGGAGGAAGGCCAAGUUCGUCUACGCAACUUGUACACCCUGCAAGAGGAGGUCCUUCAGCUUAACCAGCAGCUGGCUGCCUCCAAUCAGCACAAGGAUCUGCUGAAUGUCGAUCUGGCUGCCUUCCAGACCCAGGGCAACCAGCUGUAUAGCCUCAUCUCCGGAAUCAUUCGCACCACCUUGGAGAGUGGUUAUCCCACAGCAGAGAACCAAGCUGAGGCCGAGCGAACCUUGCAGGAAAUGCGGGACCCCCUAUCAAAUUUGGAGCAGGAGAUCACCAGAGCCUAUGAAGUCAAGAAGCAGCAGGAUGAAGAGGAGGCCCAGGUCAAGCUGCAAGAAUCACAGGUGCAGCAGGGGCCAGGGGCUCCCACCCAACCCCCUGUGCCCAGCCCAGGCCCAGCAGGAACACAGAAUGAAGACCUGCCCGUGAAGGUACAAGACAGUACGAUGCAGUGGUAUCAGCAACUUCAGGAUGCGUCUGCCAAAUGUGUGUUGGCCUUUGAGGGCCUGACCAGCAGUAAGGACAGUCAGGCCCAAAAGAUAAAGAUGGACUUGCAAAAGGCAGCCACCAUCCCCGUGAGCCAGAUCUCUACCAUUGCAGGUUCAAAGCUGAAGGAGGUCUUUGAAAAGAUCCAUAGCCUGCUCUCUGGAAAGCCUGUUGAGUCUGGUGGGCGCUCUGUGUCUGUCACUCUUAACCCACAGGGGCUGGACUUCGUCCAGUACAAACUGGCAGAGAAAUUUGUGAAACAAGGUGAGGAGGAAGUGGCCUCUCACCAUGAGGCAGCAUUCCCCAUUGCAGUGGUGGCAUCUGGUAUCUGGGAGCUCCACCCCAAAGUGGGAGACCUCAUCCUUGCUCAUCUCCACAAGAAGUGUCCCUACUCCGUUCCUUUCUACCCAGCUUUUAAGGAAGGGAUGGCUUUGGAAGACUAUCAACGGAUGCUUGGCUACCAAGUGGCAGAUUCAAAGGUAGAGCAACAGGACCACUUUCUAAAACGAAUGUCUGGGAUGAUCCGUCUGUAUGCUGCCAUCAUCCAGCUCCAGUGGCCCUAUGGAAAGCGGCAAGAGGCUCAUCCUCAUGGCUUAAAUCAUGGCUGGCGCUGGUUGGCACAGAUCUUAAACAUGGAACCUCUGCCAGACGUGACAGCCACUCUCCUGUUUGACUUCUUGGAGGUGUGUGGGAAUGCCCUCAUGAAGCAGUACCAGGUCCAGUUCUGGAAGAUGAUACUUCUCAUCAAAGAGGACUACCUCCCCAGAAUUGAAGCCAUCACAAGCUCAGGACAGAUGGGUUCUUUCAUACGUCUGAAGCAGUUCUUGGAAAAAUGUUUGCAACGCAGGGAGAUUCCUGUCCCCAAAGGCUUUCUGACCUCCUCCUUCUGGCGCUCCUGAUGUCCUCUCUCAUCAGUCAUCAUAUCGUGUUGCAGGAGGGGGAACAAUAAAGCAACUGAGACAGUGGGUUUGGAAGAAAUCAUGUCAGAUUUAGAACUUCCCCAGGGUGUGUUGGGAUCAGAAUGGCUCUGACCCCUCUAGGAUUGACCCCACCUCCCCUGUUCUGAGUGCGCUGAGGUCAGGCUG
This is a messenger RNA of Peromyscus leucopus (white-footed mouse), 2356 nucleotides long. Its product is annotated as nucleoporin GLE1-like. Gene Ontology annotation, biological process: regulation of translational initiation; poly(A)+ mRNA export from nucleus; regulation of translational termination. The transcript has a single exon. Gene Ontology annotation, cellular component: nuclear pore; nuclear pore cytoplasmic filaments; cytoplasm. The coding region runs from base 71 to 2170 and encodes 699 amino acids. Gene Ontology annotation, molecular function: translation initiation factor binding; phospholipid binding; inositol hexakisphosphate binding. The record is from RefSeq and is a predicted model, not a curated record. Lineage: Eukaryota; Metazoa; Chordata; Mammalia; Rodentia; Cricetidae.